Messenger RNA from Symbiodinium pilosum, 2280 nucleotides. The record is from the annotation of a GenBank genome assembly. NCBI's taxonomy places the organism in Eukaryota, Dinophyceae, Suessiales, Symbiodiniaceae.
AUGUUAUCUCAGCAACAAAGCGGCGUUGCGCUUGGACUGACUUUGAUCAGGAAAUAUGACACUGACAAAGACGCUUCGCUGACAUAUGCCGAGUUCUCGGGGCUCUGCAAGGAGCUUGCUACACUGCUCAAUGCGCCAGCGCCUCGCGAGCAGGAUCUGGAGGAUAUCUUCGAAGAGUUUGACAAGGAUGAUAGUGACAAGCUAAGCAUGCAAGAAUUCAACUGGGCCUAUGCAACCGUACAGAAAAAGAUCCAGGAAGCGGCAGCGACCAAGAUCCAGGCUAGAGUGCGAGGAAAUCAGGCAAGAGCUCAAGUUCAGGCGGGAGGCACAAAAGUCCGGCCAAAAGCACCACCUCCACCUAAAAAAGCAGGAGCUAAAGCCAAGGCUGAAACUGCUGGGACGAAUGCUUUGUCAGAGGAGCAGUUAAGCCAACUCAGACAGAAACAUGACACCAACAACGACAAGAUGUUGACAGUCGAAGAGUUCGAUGGGAUGGCACGUGAAAUUGCAGCGAUAAAGGGGCACAAAUUGCCAGCAGAUGUCAGCCUGAAGGAAGUCUUCCAGGAGUUUGACAAGGACAAAAGCGGCAAGAUGAGCAUGGAAGAGUUCAACUGGGCGUAUGCCACGCUGCAGCAGGAGGUAGAGGCGGCGGCAGCAUUGAAGAUCCAGGCAAGAUUUCGUGGCAAUCAAGCAAGAGCCGAAGUGGACGGUAUCAAGAAGCUCAAGGCUGGAAAACCACCGCCGCCGAAAGGCGUGGCUGCUGUGAAGGCCAAGGCGCAGACCACGGCAUCCAGCAGCGGAACUGCCGGCUUGACGCACGCACAGAUGGUGGCCUUGCGGGAAAAGUUUGACCUGGACGGAGACCAGACGCUGAGCUUGGUAGAAUUCAAAGGAUUGGCUCGCCAAAUCGCGCAAAUGCAGGGCCACGCAGCUCCCAGCUUCGAUGUGCUGGAGGAGAUAUUUGAUGAGUUUGACAAAGACUUCACUGGAAAAAUGGGCAUGGACGAGUUCAACUGGGCAUAUGCAACGUUACAGUUGAAAGUGAAGGAGGAAGCGGCAAAAGAGGCCUCUCGAGUUCUGCAGAUCCGUCUGGACAGAUCGGAUGGCGAGAAGCUGGGUUUGGCACUUGACACGAAAACCUUGGAGGUGCGAGGCAUCAACCCCGAUUCAUUGGUUGCAAAGUGGAACUUUGCAAAUCCACGCAGUGCCCUGCAAGUUGGCUAUAAGAUCAAGAAGGUGAACACAAAGCCUGGCAUGGCGGGAUACACCCAGGAGUUGAUGAACAGCGCCGUGAAGGUGCUGGACAUUGAGGCAGUUCCAGGAUCACGUGUUCACAAGCCUCCGAAGUUCUACUACGUCAGAUUGGACCGCUCAGAGGGUGGCAAACUGGGCAUGCAAGUUGAACAGCCUUCGCUCGAGGUUCAGAAUUUGGCGGCUGGCGGGCUCGCCUGCAAGUGGAAUGAGCAGCAUCCAAAAGAAAGAAUUCGCCCUGGCGAUUCCAUUGUAAAGGUCAACGGCAAAGAUGGUUUGGCGGGCUUCAAAGAGGACAUGAUGAAUUCGAAAGUUGCUGUUCUCGACAUCCAGAUUGCUCCUUUGAGUAGAUAUCAUGAAGAUGACGAAAAGGUUCCUACAGAAUCCUCAGUGCUGACAGAAGAGGAAGAAGCUGUGGAGCGAUACAAGGUGAUUAUUGAAGCCAUGCAGGAGCUUUCUGAAGCAGAGAAGAAACGAAGGGCAAAUGCGGAGAAGAGGCGCCUAAAGGCAAUCAGAGAUGGCAAAGAGGCCCUGGCUGCACUGGAAGCGACGCACGAGGACUUCUAUCGACAGAUGGCUCGGGCAACGCUGCCCGAGGACCUGGCUGCACAGGCAGAAGACCAGCGAAGAGAACGCCUCGCGAGGGAAGCAGCGCGUAGACAACAGGAGCGAGUGUAUGACCACGAGUCCUUGAUAGCCAGGCAGCCGGCCCUACCAAGCAGCGAGCAAUCAGAUACUGGUGGCCGUUCGACAUUUGCUUGCCCUUGUUGCGGACGACUCUUUUACGUGUAUGUGGAGGCUGGCCAACAUUAUGCUGUAGUUGCCCACGGCGUAGAACUGAUUGGUCAAGACCUGCCGCUUUCUCCACCUCAUGGGCUGCCGGUAGCAAAGACAUCCGCAGGCAUGCUUCCACCGAUUGCCAACGCAGUUGCUUCAGUUGCUUCAAGCCCUCCCAGCCCAUCCAGCCCAGCGCCGGUAAUCAGCGAGUCCAGAGCCAAGCCUCCGGCAACCGGAAGUGGCUUCUUCUAG